AUGUGGGCUUUUGGAAAUAUCGCUGGAAAAUCAGCUGAAUUCAGAGAUACAAUUUUAAAUCACGAAAAAAUCAAUUAUGUUUAUGAGUUUUUGGCUGGAAUGAACGUUUAUAGGCCAAGAUUGAUAAAAACGCUGUCAUGAGCAGUAUCAAACUUCAUAAGAGGAAAGCCUCAGCCCAAACUCGACAAGGUGAUACCUUUAUUUUCAUUUUUAGAAAGAGUCAUUUUAGCGAUAUUUGAUGAAGAAUCCGUUACAGAUGCAACUUGGGGAUGCUCCUAUCUUACAGAUAUAGAUGGAAGUUUACCAAUUUUCCAAAAUGAAUUACUCCGUCCUAAAUUAACUCUAUUUUAGCUACAUCAUUAUAAUUCCUUAUUUCAUUAAAAAAUAGUAAAAUCAAUUAUAUAGAUCGCUCUAAAUAUCCCAGCACAGUACAUUUUUAGGAAGAAUAAUCCGGCAGCUCUCCAGUAAUAAUGCUUCUUUACAAGUUUCUUCUCUCCGGACACUUGGCAAUAUUUUAUCAUCAUUACCCAAUUCCUACGAUAUUAUGUUCAGACUUGGACUUUUAGAUAAAAUUGACGAAUUAAUAUUAAGUCCAAAAAAACGUGUAAAAAAAGAAAUCUGCUGAAUGCUGUCUUACUUACUUAAUUAGAUAUCACGUUUAACGUCCCCCACGGGGUAGGCAUUCUGAAGACCACGGCCACCUCUUGACACAUAGGGAUCUGAAAGCACAGCCUCCAGGUUCGACCGCCCAGCGCAUCACUUACCUCUAGGUGACGUCACCGAAUUCAACGGCUCAUGAGUGAGCGAUUUCUCAAAAAAUGAGUUUUUUGACCGACUCUCGGCAAAAAGGGGGAGCACAUGACCUGGGACAUAAGGCCCAGUUUCACACUAGGGACUUUGCUGGGCUUCCCCUUUCCAGCCUCUGUGACUUCCUUCCUCACGAGAUAAAAUCUAUCCCAGAUGCUGAGCAUUGGUCAGGCUCUGCCAUGCAGAAUUGCUUAUUUGGCAUAUAUUCUUAUAGAAAUUGCCCGAGGAUGGCGCUAUUUUGCGCCAUCCUCGGGCAAUUUCUAUAUUUCCAGAAUGGCAAAACCUUGCCGGAUAUAAUUUAAAUAUGUGUUCGGAAGCUGCAUGGCCGGAGGCCAUGCUAGGGUGAAAACGCCAUAUUUUAAUUAUUUGCUGAAUGCUGUCAAAAAUUUGUGCAGAAAAAAAAGCUGUUGAAGGGCUAUUAGAAAGAAAAGUUUAUGAGAAAUUGUUGAAGAUAUUAAAAAAAGAUUGUGAAGACGUUAAAAAGGAAGCUAUAUUAUUAAUAGGGAAAACAGCCACAGUUUGCGAUGCAAAUCAAGCUAGAAGGGUGGCCCAAAUAGGGUUGAUUGGAGAAAUGAUAAGUUUGGUAGAUAAAAUGAAAGCGUCACAGAAAGUUAUACUUGAAGGGCUGACUGAAUAUUUUGAAAAAGAUAAAAAUAUUGUGGGGAGUGAGGACAGAAUUAGGCUGAUUAGGGUGUUGAAUAGAAUGAUUGGGGAAGGUGAAAAUUCUGAUAAGGCAAUGAGCUUGGUGCUAAUGCUGCUUGAUAUCAAUAAUGAAAAUAAUUAA
Molecule: messenger RNA, 1591 nt
Organism: Blepharisma stoltei
Lineage: Eukaryota; Ciliophora; Heterotrichea; Heterotrichida; Blepharismidae
Source: the annotation of a GenBank genome assembly